Molecule: messenger RNA, 5400 nt
Organism: Carassius auratus (goldfish)
Lineage: Eukaryota; Metazoa; Chordata; Actinopteri; Cypriniformes; Cyprinidae
Exons: 2
Coding region: 38-4741 (1567 amino acids)
Biological process (GO): DNA integration
Molecular function (GO): zinc ion binding; nucleic acid binding
Source: RefSeq, a predicted model, not a curated record
GGAAUUUGUAGAUUUCCUAAGCAGUGUUGAAUCAGCAAUGCCUUAUGUACAAGGUUUACAAGCUCUGAAUGACUGUGUUGAAAAUCAAAGAAUAUUAGCCAAAUUGCCAGACUGGUUGAGUUCACGUUGGAAUAGAGCAGUCACCAAGUUUCAAGACGAAUACAAAGGAUUCCCAGAUUUCAAAUACUUUGUUGAAUUUCUUAACAAGGAAGCUAGAAUCGCAUGCAAUCCUAUCACCUCACUGCAAGCGAUAAAGCCAGCAGAGCAAGAAAGGUUCAAGCAAUCAGAUCAAGAUCAUUAUAAGUUUCAGAGGAAUCGCAACUCAAGUGCAAAGACAUUCACCACUAGUUCCAGUGAAAGGACUAGCCUUAUGUGUGUCUUUUGUAAGAGAUUAGGCCACACUCUCCAUAAGUGUCGCAAAUUUAUGGAAAGACCAAUUGAGGAAAGAUUGAAGUUUGUACAGUCUGAGAAGUUGUGCUUUGGCUGUCUUAAGACUGGUCAUAACUCCAGAAGCUGCACCUCUAGGAGUGUGUGUGAAAAAUGUGAGAAGUGUCACCCAACAAGCCUACACCAGGACCGUGUAAAUAAAUACCCAGGACAAAGCUCUAGAACCAGUCAAGAUCAGUUCAAGGUCAAUCACGGAUCUGCAGAUAGAACAGCCGAAGCACAGAAGGUACAAGAGUCUAAGCCUGUGACUUCAAACAGAGUAGUUCAAGAAAGGAACGGCACUCAUACGUCAUCAAUCAUUCCAGUAUAUGUCUCAACAACAGAUGAACCAAGGAAGGAGAUUUUAGUGUAUGCCUUGCUUGAUACUCAGAGCGACACUACUUUCAUUUUAAAGGACACAGCUGAGACACUUGAUAUCAAGAAAGAGCCUGUCAAACUCAAGAUUUCCACCAUAACAUCCAAAACGAAGGUUGUGUCCAGUCACAAAUUGAAUGGUCUACAAGUAAGAGGCAUUCAGUCUGAAGUUAAAAUCAAACUUCCAACAACUUAUACUAGAGACUACAUACCUGCAAAUAGAUCUCAUAUACCUACAUGUGAAACCGCAAAGAAUUGGCCUCAUCUAGAACAUCUGGCAGAUGAAAUGGCUCCUGCACUUGACUGUGAAGUAGGUUUGUUAAUAGGCUACAACUGCCCUCAAGCCUUACUUCCCAGGGAUGUUCUCAGUGGCAAUGAAGAUCAGCCAUUUGCACAAAGAUCCGUGUUGGGUUGGAGUAUCGUUGGAUACAACCAUGACAACAGUUAUUAUGAAGAUGAAAUCGGUGUGAGUCACAGGAUUAUCAUGAAGCAAGUUCUACCAGCUCGUGAUCCAUCUCACAAACUCAAGUCUGAAGUCUGCUUUGUACAGAGGAACAAGGUUAAAGAGAUGAUCACUCCGGCAGAGAUAUUGAAGGUUUUUGAGUCAGACUUUGUAGAACGGGAUAAUGAGGAAGUCUCAACGUCGCAAGAAGACUUAAGGUUUUUGGCAAAAUUGAAUGAAGGCAUUAAGCAAGUGCAAGAUGGACACUAUGAGAUGCCAUUGCCUUUUAAGGGUGAGAGGCCAGAUUUGCCAAACAACAAAGCGUGUGCAGAGCAUCGACUGAAAUCCCUAGAGAAGCGUUUAAAGAGAGAUGAACAGUACCAAAAGGACUACAUGGCUUUCAUGAAGGACAUAAUAGCAAGAGGCGAUGCUGAAAGGGUCCCAGAGAUGGAGUUAAGUAGUCAACCAGCAUGGUAUAUACCUCACCAUGGAGUAUAUAACCCACAGAAGCCAGGCAAGAUUCGUAUCGUCUUUGAUUGCUCUGCAAGAUUUCAGAAUACUUCUCUGAAUGAGCAUCUACUGACUGGGCCUGACCUCACAAAUACCCUUGUUGGAGUCUUGUGUCGUUUCCGGAAAGGGCAAGUAGCCAUCAUGUGUGAUGUGGAGCGUAUGUUCCACCAGUUCCACGUUGCUCCAAAGGAUCGGGACUACCUCAGGUUCCUAUGGUGGGAAGAUGGAAACAUGGAAGCCUCACCUUCAGUUUUUCGAAUGAAGGUCCAUUUGUUCGGAGCGGCCUCCUCGCCUGGAUGUGCAAACUUCGGCCUCAAAUACCUUGCCGUACAAGGUCAAGGCAAGUUUAAUCAAGCCACAGUGAAGUUCAUACAACGUAAUUUUUAUGUUGACGAUGGCUUAGCGAGUGUGGACACUGAAGCAGAGGCAAUCCAGCUUGUAAAGGAAGCCAGGGGUCUCUGCAAUACCGGAAAGCUUCGCUUGCAUAAAUUCAUCACCAACAGCAAGACGGUGAUUGCCACAAUUCCAAAGGAGGAAUGUACUGAAGGGGCAAUUGACUUUGACUUGACCCUAGGAGAACCUAAAGUAGAGAGGGCGCUCGGCAUCCAAUGGUGCGUGGCUUCAGACAAGUUCCAUUUCAGAGUGUUAGUAAAGGAAAAUCCUUUUACUAGAAGAGGUGUGCUGUCUACAGUUGCUUCCAUUUUUGAUCCUCUUGGAUUCGUUGCUCCCUUCAUUUUAGUUGGGAAAAGGACUCUACAAAAGAUGUGUCAAGACAAGUUAGGCUGGGACGAACUACUUCCUGAUGACCUCAAGCCGCAUUGGGAAGCUUGGUUGCGAGACCUCCAUAACCUGUCUUUGGUGAAGAUACCACGUUGUUAUGUGCCAUCAACAUUCAAGGAUGUUCAACAAUAUGAGCUACACCAUUUCUCAGACGCCAGUGUGUCAGGCUAUGGAGUAUGUUCAUACCUCAGAGCUGUAACCAAGUCUGGAGAAGUCUACUGCACUCUUGUUAUGAGUAAAGCUAGGGUUGCUCCAACAAAGGUAACAACAAUUCCCAGACUGGAGCUCUCAGCUGCAGUGGUUGCCACAAGAACUGGUGAUCUGCUCAAAAGAGAACUAGAAUUGGAUGGCAUUCGUGAAUACUACUGGACCGACUCCAAAGUUGUCCUUGGCUAUAUUAACAACGAUGCACGACGUUUCCAUGUAUUUGUAGCCAACCGAGUUCAGCAGAUCAGAACAAGCACUGAGACUAGUCAAUGGAGAUAUGUGGCUUCAGAACAAAAUCCAGCUGACCAUGCCUCUCGUGGGCUCACCGUAAAGGAACUCAUGGGAUCGAACUGGUUUACUGGUCCAAGUUUCCUAUGGCAAAGAGAACUCCCUAAGGAUGACAUUAAGGUGGGAGAAGUUAAUGAUGGAGACCCGGAACUCAAAAGGGCACAGGUUCUAAUGACCAAGGCAAGGGAAGAGUGGUGUCUGUCAGAUCGCUUGCAAAGGUUUUCAGAUUGGAAGAGGGCAGUGAAAGCCAUAGCAAGGCUCAAACGUUGUGCAAGGAGUGCGAAAGGUUUGGUAGAAAGAUCCAACAAUUCCACAACACUUGAAGAAAGGAAGGAUGCUGAACAAUUCAUAAUUCACAUUGUUCAAGAAGAAGUGUUCAGUGACGAGAUCAAGCAUCUAAGACAAGGCAAGGAAGUUAAUUCAAGUCUUUUCAACAAGCUGUACAAGUUAAGUCCGUUUAUCGAUGACCAUGAUGUCUUACGAGUGGGAGGACGAUUGACACAGGCAGAGCUUCACUCUCAUGUCAAGCAUCCAGCCAUUCUUCCUAAAGGACAUCAUAUAUCUCGUUUACUCAUAAAACACUUCCAUGAAAAGGUGCAACAUCAAGGUCGUGGCAUAACCAUCAAUGAAAUCCGCUCCAAUGGUAUUUGGAUUCUGGGAUGCAGUAGCGAAGUUUCAUCUCUCAUCUACAAAUGCAUUAAGUGUAGGAAGCUGAGGAAAUGCAAUCAGGAGCAAAGGAUGGCUGACCUGCCACCAGAAAGGAUGGAAGCUACCCCUCCGUUCACCUAUAGUGGCAUGGACUGCUUCGGUCCGUUCUAUGUUAAAGAGGGAAGGAAAGAGUUGAAGAGAUACGGACUACUUUUCACCUGCAUGUGUUCGCGAGCUGUUCAUCUUGAGGUGCUGGAUGAUCUUAGUACUGAUGCCUUUCUUAAUGCACUGCGUUGUCUUAUUGCUAUACGUGGCAAUGUAAGUCAGCUUUAUAGUGAUCAAGGUACCAACUUCGUGGGUGCAAAGGGAGAGUUCCUGAAGUUGAUGAAGGGAAUGGAUCAAGAACGUGUGAAAGAGUUAGGCUGUACCUUUAUCAUGAACCCGCCUGCUUCCAGUCACAUGGGUGGUGUCUGGGAGAGACAGAUCCGGACUGUAAGGAGUGUACUAACGUCCAUCCUAGACAAGUCUGCAGCAAGACUGGACAGUUCUUCCUUAAGAACAUUCAUGUAUGAAGUAAUGGCGAUCGUAAAUAGUCGACCAUUGACCUCAGAGCACCUCAAUGAUCCUGUGGGACCAGAACCGUUGACGCCGAAUCAUAUACUAACAAUGAAGUCCACCAUCAUUGCACCACCUCCUGGAGAGUUUGUGAGGGAAGAUCUUUAUCUUCAGAAAAGAUGGAAAAGAGUUCAGUUUCUGGCAAAUGAGUUUUGGACCAGGUGGAGGAAGGAAUAUCUGUUGAAUCUGCAGCAGAGAAGUAAGUGGAAUAAGAGCAGGAGAAACACCAAAAUAAAUGAUAUCGUUCUGCUUCAAGAUGAUUUGGCAUCACGAAAUCAGUGGAAGCUAGCUAAAGUGGUAGAAGUUUUCCCAGGAUCUGAUGGAAUGGUGAGAAGACUUAAACUUCUUGUUAGUGAUGCAACACUAGAUAGCAAGGGUGCACGCACAAAUAAGUCAGUCUACUUAGAAAGACCCAUACACAAAACAGUGUUACUACUUGAAGCUGAUUAAAAGGGUUAAGUUUGAAAGGUGUUUGACUGUGUAUGUUAAACGUGUACAAAUACUUAUCCACUGAAUGUUUAUUAGUUCAUGUUGAGUUACUGAGUAUUUAUAAAGUAAAUUCUUUUAAGAAUCACACAUUGCGUGAUGGUGGGAGUGUGUUUGCUGUUACAAGCUUUCGGAAUCUAUAAUGUUUAUUUCCACUAGAUGGCGCUUGUGUACUUCAACACUCAUUUAUUUAUAACUUUUUGAUCAGUCUAAUCUGUAUAUUUUUAUAUUUCGACUAUUUUAUAAUGCUUAUUGUGAUUUAUAUACUCAACUGUUGUAUAUUUGAGGAAUAUUUAUUCUUUCUAAGAGUUUUCUUUGGUUAUAUUUUAUUUUGCUCCCAUCGUGCCUUUGUAUGUCACUUCCUGUUUUGUCACGGAGAACGAGUCAGAACUGCGAUCCGAGUUUAACAGAGCAAUUCUGCUGAUCAUAUGGAAUGAUGUAAUCAUUGCAAAGUUUAAAGUAUUUCUAUUUAGAAGUCAUCCGAUAAAGAAGCUUCAAGAUAACCCCCUCUCUUAGCUCAUAAGCAGGCAAAAGUGUUCUACGGUGUUGGUGUUGGAGUCUAAGUCCAGAACACAUUAAACAUCAGUUAAAGAACCUCAGCCUUCGCGUCAUGACUAAGGGCG